CAAUAUAACAGCUAUUUUAUCACAAUGGGAGCCCAGGUAUGCAACAUUUCUUCAGGAAUGUAGGUAAAUAAAUGCUACCUUUAGGCUGCACAAGGAAAUCAUGUCCCAUUGUGAUGAAAUUGUUGCAAUUAGUCUUGUUGAGCACAUGAGAAGUCCUAAUGGAUAUGCUUUACUACUUAGUGCUGUCAAGUCAUCCCUGAAAUUUGCCUUCCUGAAUGGAGAAACAUCCUAUGCUUCAUAUUGUACAAUUCCCCUGCAUCAUCACUACUCAGCUGGUAUUUUCCAUCAAAAUAUGAAGCAGGCAUUAUUUACAACACCCCACAAGAAUAGUGAUGUCAAUAUAGCACUAGACACUCAACGGCAGAUGAAUCAUAAAGACGACCUUAAAGCCUUUAGGUCUGGUUCAUCUUAAUCAUCCAUCAUGCCAAAAAUGGCUCUUAUUGACAAACUAGAAGAGGCGCACAGAUCCAGGCUUGACGAAUCUACCAACAAUGUCUAGGAGCCAAAAACCACUGAAUCCCUU
This is a messenger RNA of Owenia fusiformis, 523 nucleotides long. The record is from the annotation of a GenBank genome assembly. Lineage: Eukaryota; Metazoa; Annelida; Polychaeta; Sabellida; Oweniidae.